UCUUGAUAUUACAACAUCUUCAGAACAUCUCUACAGAAAUUGUCGAAACCACAACCAUUGAAAGCAUACCUACAUCCAUGCAGACCAUCAAUUCAGGACCCGGUGGCAGCUCGACUGCCAUCAUCGAACUUCCAACGACGUCUCAUAUACGAAUGGAGGCUGAAAAAGCCACGACAACCACCCCCAACCCCAAUGCUCCCCCCUCCGCACCAUCACCAGCAUCAUCAAACGACAGCCAACCUCAAUUGCAAAAGUGGAAUUCUCCUCGAAUCAAUGUUUGGCGCUGCGCGGGGACCUUUUGGUCUUUCGCGAUCCUGGGAGCCAACGAUGCCGCGUACGGUGCCCUCAUACCCUACCUUGAGGACUGGUAUAACGUCAACUACACCGUCAUCUCGCUCGUAUUUCUGAGUCCAUUGGCGGGCUAUACGCUGUCGGCGCUCCUGAACAAUCACAUACACAUGGUAUACGGGCAGAGAGGGGUGGCUUGUAUAAUGAGCAUGUCACAUCUUUUGGGAUACGUUGCCGUCUGUCUUCAUCCUCCUUAUCCGGUGUUGGUGGUUAUAUAUAUACUCUUGGGGUUUGGAAACGGCUUGGGUGAUAGUGGUUGGAACGCUUGGAUAGGCGAUAUGGCCGACGCCAAUGAAGUUCUUGGGUUUCUUCAUGGCUUCUACGGUGUUGGCGCAGCCUUGUCUCCUCUCAUAGCCACGUCGGUCGUGACCAAAGCAGGCUGGAAAUGGUACGAGUUCUACUACAUCAUGGUAGGAGGGGCGGCGAUUGAAGUCGUACUCCUCGUCGGCACGUUCUGGAAAUCUGACGCGCGCGCCUUUCGUGCUCAACGGUCGACGGUCGGCGAGGCUCAGCCUACCGCCCAGAUCGAGUCCGCUCCGCAAUCUACGCAGGAGCAAAGUACCUUGAAGAAACUCAAUCCGUUCGGCAAGCGAGAAAAGGGCAAAAGUAGAACACUCGAGGCGGUCAAGAACAAGGCCACGAUCCUCGCAUCGGUAUUCUUGCUCGCAUAUGUCGGUGCCGAGGUCUCGAUUGGCGGCUGGAUCGUGAGCUUCAUGCUACGUGUUCGAAAUGGGUCUCCGUUCGCGUCGGGUAUGACUUCGACGGGUUUUUGGCUGGGGAUCACGGUCGGGAGGUUCGUUCUCGGAUUUGUAACAGGUCGACUGUUCAAAAACGAGAGGUGGGCGGUCACCACGUACGUCUCCUGCAGCGUGGUGCUGCAGCUGUUGUUCUGGCUCAUCCCGAACUUUUAUGUCAGCGCCGUCAUGAUCGGAUUCAUCGGCUUCUUCCUUGGGCCCAUGUUCCCGGCAGCUGUCGUGGUGCUCACCAAGCUGCUGCCGAAAAGACUCCAUGUGGCCGCCGUCGGGUUCGCGUGCGCCUUUGGAGCCAGCGGCGGCACGGUCUUACCGUUUGCUGUCGGGGCCAUCGCUAAUGCAGCCGGUGUGAAGGUGUUGCAGCCGAUAAUAUUGGCGGCGUUGGUGUUGUGUCUGGUGGUUUGGCUACUAAUACCUCGAUUACCUAAACAGAGGUUGGCGUGA
Molecule: messenger RNA, 1544 nt
Organism: Exophiala oligosperma
Lineage: Eukaryota; Fungi; Ascomycota; Eurotiomycetes; Chaetothyriales; Herpotrichiellaceae
Exons: 3
Coding region: 78-1544 (488 amino acids)
Biological process (GO): transmembrane transport
Cellular component (GO): membrane
Molecular function (GO): transmembrane transporter activity
Source: RefSeq, a predicted model, not a curated record